Molecule: messenger RNA, 2746 nt
Organism: Oncorhynchus nerka (sockeye salmon)
Lineage: Eukaryota; Metazoa; Chordata; Actinopteri; Salmoniformes; Salmonidae
Product: zinc finger protein with KRAB and SCAN domains 1-like
Exons: 2
Coding region: 780-1760 (326 amino acids)
Biological process (GO): regulation of transcription by RNA polymerase II
Molecular function (GO): DNA-binding transcription factor activity, RNA polymerase II-specific; RNA polymerase II cis-regulatory region sequence-specific DNA binding
Source: RefSeq, a predicted model, not a curated record
GAGGUGAUAAUAGUUUCGUGUAGCUCAGUUGGUAAAGCAUGACGCACACAACGCCAGGGUUGUUGGUUUGAUACCUGCGCGGGACCAGUACGAAAAUGUAUGCAUACGCUAAUGUAAGUCGAUCUGCGUCUGCUUAAUGAGUAACAUGUUAAACAAUUAAGACCUAAUUCAGGACUUAACUCCAGUCUUGACCGUAUAAUGUCAGUUGCAUGCUACGUCAUCAAGCUACCGAGGUGGCUGACUAGCUGUUGUUGUUGAAGAAGACUUAAUUAAGACCUAAUUCAGGACUUAACUCCAGUCUUGACCGUAUAAUGUCAGUUGCAUGCUACGUCAUCAAGCUACCGAAGUGGCUGACUAGCUGUUGUUGAAGAAGAAGCGUCCUGUUCACUAGAAGAGCGUCUGCUAAAUGACUUAAAUGUAAAUGUAGAUUACACGUCACGCUAUAAUAUAUAUUUUACUCAACUGCGUUUUACUCCAGUCAGCAAAAAAGCAUUGUGGGACUUUAGGCCGAUGCUGCUGGUGUGACGUAUAAUCUAGUGGACGGAACUCUUCUUUCAACAGCAGCAACAGUUCGUCAGCCACCUCCGUAGUUUGCUAGACAAAUUAGCCGAACCAAUAAAGCUCUUUAGACGCUUUAGUGUAUAUUAGACACAGUUUUUUAAACACACUUCUGUCGUCUAGUUAGUUAUCCACUUUAAUGUGAUAUUUGCGGCGUUGUUAUUAGUCAGCUAGUGGGCUUGUUAAGUUAGCAUUAGCCUAGCUAGCUAACAUCUCUGACCAUGAGUUCACUAAGCUUCUCUCCUCCUGCUAAAGAAGAGGCGGUCUGCUGGACGGAGAAAGAAGCUCUGGUAAAAGAGGAAGAGGAGGAAGAAGAAGCUGUUACAGUAAAAAUAGAAGUAGAGGGUGAAGCUGUUAUAGUGAAAGAAGAAGACGCGUUCAGAGUGAAAGAGGAAGUGGAUGUUACAGUUAAUAAAGAAGAGGAGGCAGAGAAAGAGGCUGCAGUUUAUGGAGUGAAAGAGGAGGAGGGGGAGAUGACUGUUACAUCGAAAAAGGGGGAGGAGGAAACUGGAUAUCUGGGCCCCGUUUCCCAAAGUUAUCUUAAGGCGUCUAGGCAUGGUUCUACAUAUGAAGUUAGCCGUGAAAAGCUUUUGGGAAACCGGGGCCUGAAAAAUACUAGAGAAGGAUGUGACUAUCGUGGAUCCUCUGGGGAGCCUCAACAACAGGUUGAUGCUGAAGAGACAGAGAAGAGUCUCUCCACAUCAGAACACCUCAAACACCAGUGGAGACCCACAGGAAAGAAACCUCACCGCUGCUCUGACUGUGGGAAGAGAUUCCCCUCUUCAGCUGACCUUAAAAGACAUCUGAGAAUCCACACGGGAGAGAAACCUAAUAGUUGUGAUCAAUGUGGGAAGAGUUUUAGUGUUACAAGCAGCCUGAAAGCACACCAGAGAACACACACAGGAGAGAAACCUUACAGCUGUUAUCAGUGUGGGAAAAGUUUUACCUCAUCUAGCCACCUGACCAUACACCAGAAAACACACACAGGAGAGAAGCCUUAUAGCUGUGAUCAAUGUGGGAAGAGUUUUGUUACAUCUAGCUGUCUGACCAUACACCAGAGAAUACACACUGGUGAGAAACCUUACCACUGCUCUCACUGUGGAAAGAGUUUUGUUAUCUCAGGAAAUUUAACAUCACACCAGGAGAGAAGCCUUAUAGCUGUAAUCAAUGUGGGAAGAAUUUUUCUCACUCAGGCAACCUGAUAGCACACCUGAGAAUACACACUGGAGAGAAACCUCAUUGCUGCUCUGACUGUGGGCAGAGAUUCAUCUUUUUAGCAGAUCUUAAAAUACAUCAGAGAAUCCACACAGGAGAAAAACCUUACCACUGCUCGGACUGUGGAAAGAGUUUUGUUUCAUCAAAACAUUUAAAAUCACACCAGAGAACACACACAGGAGAGAAGCCUUAUAGCUGUGAUCAAUGUGGGAAGAGAUAUGGAACAUCUAGCAGCCUGAAAACACACCAGAGGGGACACACAGGAGAGAAACCUUAUAGCUGUGAUCAAUGUGGGAAGAGUUUUGUUACAUCUAGCAGUCUGACUAUGCACCAGCGGACACACACAGGAGAGAAACCUCAUAGCUGUAGUCAAUGUGACAUGAGAUACUCUGAUAAAAGAUCUCUGAUUAAACAUCAGAAAAUACAUACAUGAAGAUACAUACACGUUUUACCAGAUCUGACCAUCUGACUAUACACCAGAGAAUACACACAGGAGAGAAAGAGAAAAGAGAGAGAGAGAAACCGUUUAGCUGUGAUCAAUGUGGGAAGAAGUACUCUGAUAAAAGAUCUCUGAUUAAACAUCAGAAAAUACAUGAAGGAGUUGUUUCAUGAUAUCAAUGAAAUAAUGUUACAAUAUAGAAUGUUUUAACAUUGUAGUAGGAGUAUUUUAAUGAUGUCACAAUGUAGAAUGUUUUAACAUUGUAGUAGGAGUAUUUUAAUGAUGUCACAAUGUAGAAUGUUUUAACAUUGUAGUAGGAGUAUUUUAAUGAUGUCACAAUGUAGAAUGUUUUAACAUUGUAGUAGGAGUAUUUUAACGAUGUUCUGUUGAUUUAAGUGUCAUGUGGAUAUGAGCCUCAUCAGGGGAAAAAUCCAGGCUCUGUAUUGAAAGAGUAUUAUUUAACCAAAAAAGUGUUGCGUUACACUUACCUCGUUGGCAACCCACUUGAAUUAAAAUGCAUCACUUCAAAAUGUA